AUGGCUCCGAUCAUGACCCCGACUUCAGCUCCAAACGCAGAGUCAAAGGAUCCAAUCUCCGAGUUCAAAGGCUUGUGUCGCCAGAAUGGAUUCAACACGUUCACUAGAGCCGAAAAUAGUGAUGACACCACCAUAUUACGUUUCCUGCGAGCGCAGCGCUUUAAUGUGGCUGCUUCAUUCGAUCAAUACCACCACUUUCAAACGUGGCGACAAGCACAUGACAUUCGAGGAUUCUACAAAGACAUUGAUGUGACCGCUUAUGAGGAGACACGGAAGAUGUAUCCCCAAUGGAUAGGGCGGCGAGACAAGGUGGGGAGGCCCAUCUAUGUUUUCCAAGUUCGGAGGCUAUCCAAGAAGAGCCUUGAUGUGUAUUUGAAGUACCUCGAGAAAGCACCGUUACCAGACUCGCACGCUCAUACUCAAGUGCCAACAUAUAUACUCCACCUUCACGCCUUGUAUGAGAACCUGCUGCAGUUUGUGUUCCCGCUCGUUUCCGAGCUGCCUCGACCCAAUUCCAAGCAACCUGUCUCCGCAUCUACGCAUAUUGUCGAUAUCAGCGGCGUGAGCGUUUUUCAGUUCUGGAAUAUUCGCAAAUAUCUCCAGGAGGCGAGCAGAAUUGCUACUGCGCACUAUCCGGAAACCCUAGGAAGGGUGUUUGUCGUGGGAGCGCCUGCCUUCUUCAAGUCCGUGUGGGAAGCAAUAAGUCAGUGGUUUGACCCUGAAACUAGGUCAAAGAUUUUUGUACUUUCGCCCGCAGAGUCUAAAUCCUUUUUGCUCUCGCACAUUGCCGCUGACGAUCUACCGAAGGAAUAUGGCGGGGAACUGGAAUGGAAGUGGCAGGAUCAGCCCAAUCUGGACAGCUACAUCCGUGAAUUGGUAGAUGAAGUCUACCAUAAGACUGACAGAGGAGAGGUCUAUUCAAAGGGCCCACUGAUCUUCCAGAAUGGCUGCAUUGAGCUUUAUGGCUCUGAUAACCGUUUACCCCGUCGCAAUGCAUUCUGUCGGCUAGAGAAAUCGUCGAUUUGA
This is a messenger RNA of Penicillium subrubescens, 1026 nucleotides long. RefSeq names its product SEC14 family lipid-binding protein. Lineage: Eukaryota; Fungi; Ascomycota; Eurotiomycetes; Eurotiales; Aspergillaceae. The transcript is spliced from 4 exons. The record is from RefSeq and is a predicted model, not a curated record. Bases 1 to 1026 code for a protein of 341 amino acids.